This is a messenger RNA of Polistes dominula (European paper wasp), 1175 nucleotides long. It is a transcript of the gene PMP34, whose product is annotated as Peroxisomal Membrane Protein 34. Gene Ontology annotation, cellular component: peroxisomal membrane. The record is from RefSeq and is a predicted model, not a curated record. Gene Ontology annotation, biological process: transport. NCBI's taxonomy places the organism in Eukaryota, Metazoa, Arthropoda, Insecta, Hymenoptera, Vespidae. Gene Ontology annotation, molecular function: ADP transmembrane transporter activity; FMN transmembrane transporter activity; coenzyme A transmembrane transporter activity.
UAUACCUUAUACCUUUCCUAAAACUCAACGAGUUAACAAGUCUAGCGUAUUAUUCAAUUGUAUUUUUAUUUUGUUAAAUUUUGUGAAAGAUUUUCUUAAAGGCAAAUCGCGUUCUUUUUAUGCUCAUUUUUAUUUUUAUCUUAUUGAAAAAAAGUAUUUCAAAAUGGGCGGCAACGAUGCUGGAAGAAGUAUCUUCACUUAUGAUACUCUGGUACACGCAUUGUCAGGCGCAGCAGGUAGCGUCAUCGCCAUGGCAACCUUCUUCCCUCUGGACACUGUCAGAAGCCGACUCCAACUAGAGGAAAAUCGAGAAGCAAAAAAUACGCUUGCGAUGAUACGUGAAUUGACUUCGAAAGAAGGACCGCAUACGCUGUAUCGAGGAAUGGUGCCAGUUCUUCAAAGUCUUUGUGCCAGUAAUUUCGUUUAUUUCUACACAUUUCAUGGAUUAAAAAUGUUGAGAAGUAGAAGAAAUCAAACAGCUAGAAAUGAUCUUUUGGUCGCAUCGAUCGCAGGUGUGAUAAAUGUGCUGACAACGACACCACUUUGGGUUGUUAAUACGAGAUUGAAAAUGAAAGGAAUUAAUAGUGUUAAUGAGAAAAACAAUAACGAUUAUAAUACAUUGUACGAUGGUCUUCUCCAUAUAUGGAAAUUUGAAGGAUUAGAAAAAUUAUGGGCAGGUACAUUACCAAGUCUCCUUCUCGUAGCAAAUCCAGCUAUUCAAUUCAUGACAUACGAAAGUAUUAAAAGAAGGGUUAGUGCUUCUUCUGGUAUUCAACCAUCAGCUUGGGUCUUUUUUGCUAUUGGUGCGAUCGCUAAAACGGUUGCUACGACAUUAACUUAUCCUUUACAAUUAAUACAAACGAAACUGAGGCACGGACAUAAGUAUCCUGAUUUAUCGCCGAAUGCUGGAACUAUUCAAAUUUUCUUUUACAUUUUAAAGAAACAAGGCUUACUUGGUUUAUACAAAGGAAUGGAAGCUAAACUAUUGCAGACUGUUUUAACAGCGGCGUUGAUGUUUUUAACUUAUGAAAAAAUUUCAAGAUUCGUAUUUCGCAUUCUUCUUCAUAGACCUAUUGUUAGAUAACGGUAUGAUUAGGCGCUUAAAGACUAUAUUUAGAUAUAAACGGGUUACUAAAAUUUAAAUAAAUAUACAAUUAAUGCAAAUUUUCGUUUUC